AUGAUAACAGCAAUUAUCAUUCUUGCAGUUAUUGGACUAACAUCGUCAUUAGAAGAAAUGACCCACGAAGAGAAGCGUAUCGAAAACGCUCUUUUUGCAAUGGUUGGUGAAGAACCACCUAAUCAAGAUGUCCCAAUGGAUCACAAUGAUCAAGCCCUACACGACUUGCUUCUAACAAGUGCUCGAGAAGUGAGUGUCGGUCAUGAUGGGGGCGGUGCAGCUGAUGUUGGAAAGAAUAAGGAACACAGUGUAGGAAACGAUGCUCGUUUAUGCCAGAACGAUGAUCCAACUAAUAAAAGUCCGGGAGGUGUUAUGGCGGAGAUGUGGUUUCAGUCGGGAUUUGAAAAAGUUGUACUUUCCAAGUUUUGGAAUAUCAAUGAUCAGUCAGCAUUUUCUGUAAUUCUCGGAUCAGCGUUUGGAAACUGGUUGUUCUCCGCAUUUUGUAAAAUCAAGUCGUCUAAAGAAGCUGAUUUAAUCACCUCCAACACUUGCCAGCAUUAA
Messenger RNA from Caenorhabditis remanei, 501 nucleotides. RefSeq lists its product as uncharacterized. NCBI's taxonomy places the organism in Eukaryota, Metazoa, Nematoda, Chromadorea, Rhabditida, Rhabditidae. The record is from RefSeq and is a predicted model, not a curated record. Bases 1 to 501 code for a protein of 166 amino acids. The transcript is spliced from 3 exons.